GUCCGCAUAUAAAUUGAGCUGCUGUCCUUUACUUUUCGCGCCUGCACCUUCGAGAACUCUCACACAAUACAUAUAAACGCCGAGCACCGUCACGCUAGUCACUGUGAUACAACAUGAAGAGUUCGACUGUUCUUGUUCUGGGACUCCUCGUCCUCGCAGUAUUGGCCUGCUGCUCCGCCGAAGCUAUAGAUGACAACCAGAAACAUGGCCAUCCCAAGCAGCACAUAGCUAGGCAACGCCGAUCUGAGGAUGAAGACCCUAGCGCCAAAGGUCACAAGAUAGCAUCUGAGAUGUCCGGUGGCAAGGCGGGUGGCAAGGGCAAGGGCAAAGGCAAGGGAAAAGGAAAAGGCAAAGGGAAGAAAGAAGAGAGUGACGAACAGUGAGCCACUCAGUCGGCCAGACGGAGCUACGGAAGGCCACCAAACCACCACCCACCUUUUCAAUACGAAUCCAGAUCAAUAAAUACGAUCUGAACAUAAA
Molecule: messenger RNA, 480 nt
Organism: Rhipicephalus sanguineus (brown dog tick)
Lineage: Eukaryota; Metazoa; Arthropoda; Arachnida; Ixodida; Ixodidae
Product: sperm protamine P1-like
Exons: 2
Coding region: 114-383 (89 amino acids)
Source: RefSeq, a predicted model, not a curated record